Molecule: messenger RNA, 309 nt
Organism: Rotaria sp. Silwood2
Lineage: Eukaryota; Metazoa; Rotifera; Eurotatoria; Philodinida; Philodinidae
Source: the annotation of a GenBank genome assembly
AUGGGUAACAGAUCAAAUUCAAUUCCCAGUAAUGAAAAAUCAAAUAUAGAAGCUCGUGAACAAUUUAAUUUUCGAUUUACUGAUUGUUCUUGUAAAUGUGAUGCAAGUAAACGACGUGUAGGAGAUAUCUAUGAACAAAAUAAUUCACCACAAGCAGCUUUUAUUACAGCACUUAUAACACAAAUAAGUCGUUCACAAUAUGAUAUCAAUUGUAAUUGUGAUUGUGGUGAAGGUGUUAAAUUGGGCUUUCUUUUUGGUAAUACAUCACCGAAUAUUCAACAACAAACAACUAAUAAUCGUUCGGAAUAA